Armigeres subalbatus is the source of this 1731-nucleotide messenger RNA. It is a transcript of the gene DhpD, whose product is annotated as guanine deaminase. The record is from RefSeq and is a predicted model, not a curated record. Gene Ontology annotation, biological process: guanine catabolic process. Gene Ontology annotation, cellular component: cytosol. Gene Ontology annotation, molecular function: zinc ion binding; guanine deaminase activity. NCBI's taxonomy places the organism in Eukaryota, Metazoa, Arthropoda, Insecta, Diptera, Culicidae. The transcript is spliced from 4 exons. The coding region runs from base 177 to 1550 and encodes 457 amino acids.
UUUUUAUGCCACAUACGGCCGUAUCUUAUAAACAUAUUCGCAGCCGGCAACGUGAAGCAAAACAAGCUUUAUUGAAUCAAUUGCGUUCGAACGUUGGCGCGGUUCGGAAGUGCUUCACAUUUCAUUCAUAAACCAGCUGUCGUAGUGCAUUAAAUUUCUUUCAUUGACGGGAAAACAUGGGAAAAGUGUUCUUCGGACAAAUCGUACAUUCCAAAUCGUUCGAUGAGCUGGAGGUGAUCGCCGAUGGAUACAUUGCCGUAAAGGAUGGAAUAAUUGUUUCCGUGGGGCCCAAAUCAAACUUCGAAUCGCUCGCCGACAACGGCUCGUACGAGAAAAUCGUUUUAAAUGAGACGCAAUUCCUGCUGCCGGGUUUUAUCGAUUGCCACAUCCACGCCCCACAAGCCCCAAACAUUGGCCUCGGCCUGGACAAAGAUCUGCUGGGAUGGCUCAAGUCGUACACGUUCCCGCUGGAGUCGCAGUACAAGGACGUUGCGUUCGCUCAACAGGUUUACAGCGCGGUGGUUCGCGAUACGCUCGCAAGUGGGACUACUUGUGCGUGCUACUUCGCCACCAUCUACAAUGACAGUAACAAGGUGCUGACGGAUGAAAUUGUGCGUCAAGGACAGCGGGCUUUCGUAGGCAAGGUCUCGUCGAAUCGUUUGUGUCCGGACUAUUACAUUGAAUCCGGAACGGAAGAUUCCGUACGAGAGAACAUCGAGUUCAUCGAAUACGUUCUGGAGAAAAAUGUAGAUCGAGUUAAACCAAUAAUCACGCCCAGGUUUGCAAUCACAUGCGACAUGGAGUUACUGAAAAAGCUGGGAGAACUAGCGGAACGGUACAACUUGAACAUCCAGUCGCACAUUUCCGAAAACUUGGGUGAGGUAAAUACCGUCAAGGAAAUCUUCCCGAAGAACAAGCACUAUUCGGAUGUGUACGAUGAGGCCAAUCUUCUUACGAAACGCUGCGUAAUGGCUCAUGGAGUGCAUCUUGAGGAUGAGGAACUGAGUAUGCUUAGUGAGAGAGGCACCUCGAUUGCGCACUGUCCUUGUUCGAAUACCAAUCUGGGCUCCGGGUUGUGCGACGUCAAGCGACUGUUGGCUGCCAAUGUGAAAGUCGGACUAGGAUCGGAUGUGUCCGGAGGAAACAGGAUCGCUAUCUACGAUGUGAUGCGAGCGGCUUUGGAUGUUUCGCACCAUCUGAAUAUGAUGAAGAAACAGGAUGUUAAGGGAACUGGAAAGGUGUCUCAAUCGAAAGCGAAUGAAGAGUACGUUCCAUUGGAUUACAAACAGGUCGUUUAUUUGGCAACGCUCGGAGGAGCUGAAGCUAUGGCCAUCGGCGAAAAGGUAGGCAAUUUUGUCCCCGGCAAGGAAUUCGACGCCCUGCUCAUCGACGUAUCCGUGUACCCUACGAACCGAUAUCAACUGCCAGCAGCACUCACGAAAGAUAAAACCCCAGCAGAGCUGCUACUCGAACUUGUCCAAAAGUUCGUCUACGUCGGCGACGAUCGAAACAUCACGAAAGUGUUCGUUGCCGGUCAGCAGGUCAAAUAGUGCUUCCGCACAGCAACGAACCUCGAACCUGGACCUACCGCGACGCAUACCGAAUUCCAUCAUCGACGGAAUUGAAUCAAAACAAUUGAAUUAAACAUAUAUUUUUAUGUCUCUGUUUUAUUUUGUUAUGAUGUAGACUUUUAAAGUCCGAAAAUAAAUAUGUACAUUAUUCAAUCACGAA